AGGGGAAGUUGCAGUAGCUGUCGGCCGCGGUCGGCGUCGCUGUGGGCCCGCAAGCGGGAACGGGCAGCUCUCCUCUUGGCGUCAGACGACACGGGCUGUGCGGUACUGACAGAGACUGCGCCAGCUUGCUGCUGCCGCCGCCGCCCGGCCCAGGUGGCGCGUCUUUGCAGCCGCCGCCGCCGACCCCGCCUCCGUCCCUCGCACGCAUUCGCAGCAGCAGCCGCCGUCGCGGAGGUGAAGGUGGUGGGCUGAGACGCUGGGAAGAGCCGCCUUUGCAACAGCAGGAGCUCCCACUACCAUCUUCUCCUCCUCCUCCGCCUCCUCGCUGCUUAGGGAUGGCCGACAGCGCCAGCGAGAGCGACACGGACGGCGCGGGAGGCAGUGGAGGUGGCGGCGGAGCGCCGGGCGUGCUGCCCGGCUGCCCCGCAGGGCCUGGCUCGGCCGGGAGCAGCAAGGCGGGCGGCAUCGUGAUCUCGCCGUUCCGGCUGGAGGAGCUGACGAACCGGCUGGCGUCGCUGCAGCAGGAGAACAAGGUGCUCAAGAUCGAGCUGGAGACCUACAAGCUCAAGUGCAAAGCGCUGCAGGAGGAGAACCGCGACCUGCGCAAGGCCAGCGUCACCAUCCAAGCAAGGGCAGAGCAAGAAGAGGAGUUUAUCAGUAAUACUUUGUUUAAGAAGAUUCAAGCUUUGCAAAAGGAGAAAGAGACACUUGCAGUGAACUAUGAAAAGGAGGAAGAAUUUCUCACUAAUGAGCUCUCAAGGAAGCUGAUGCAGCUACAACAUGAAAAGGCUGAACUUGAGCAGCAUUUAGAACAGGAACAGGAAUUUCAAGUGAACAAAUUGAUGAAAAAAAUAAAAAAACUGGAAAAUGAUACAAUUUCAAAGCAGCUUACUCUGGAACAGCUAAGACGUGAGAAGAUUGAUCUUGAAAACACACUAGAACAAGAACAGGAAGCACUAGUGAAUCGUCUUUGGAAGAGAAUGGAUAAACUUGAAGCAGAAAAACGAAUUUUGCAGGAGAAAUUAGACCAGCCUGUGUCUGCUCCUCCAUCACCAAGGGACAUAUCAAUGGAGAUUGAUUCUCCUGAAAACAUGAUGCGGCAUAUCAGGUUUCUAAAGAAUGAAGUAGAGAGGUUAAAGAAACAACUCAGAGCGGCACAAUUACAGCAUUCGGAGAAGAUGGCACAGUAUUUAGAGGAAGAACGUCACAUGAGAGAAGAGAACUUGAGGCUCCAAAGAAAACUGCAGAGAGAGAUGGAGAGAAGAGAAGCCUUGUGCAGACAGCUGUCAGAAAGUGAAUCCAGUUUGGAGAUGGAUGAUGAGAGAUACUUUAAUGAGAUGUCUGCACAAGGAUUAAGGCCUCGCACUGUGUCUAGUCCAAUUCCUUAUACACCUUCACCAAGUUCUAGCAGACCAAUAUCUCCUGGUCUCUCAUAUGCAAGUCACACAGUGGGCUUUACUCCCCCAACUUCACUCACCAGAGCCGGCGUGUCUUAUUAUAACUCCCCAGGCCUUCAUGUGCAGCAUAUGGGGCCAUCCCAUGGUAUUACAAGGCCUUCACCACGAAGAAGCAACAGCCCUGACAAAUUCAAACGUCCCACUCCUCCUCCUUCUCCAAAUACUCAGACCCCACUGCAGCCGGCUCCUCCACCACCACCACCACCUGUGCAGCCUCCGGUCCAGUUGUCAGCCUCCCAGUCAGCCACUUUUCAACAUGCAAUGCAUCCUUCUCAGCCUUAGUGCAUGUGCUCAGCAAACCUGUCUUCAGAGUUGGACUCAUAACACAGAGCAGUUUACUAUAAGCCAAAGGCUUACCAUGGCAUAUUUGGAUUUGACUUAUUUGCACUGAAGUUACUGAGGCUUCACUGUUUAAUUGUGUUGUACAAGUUUGUCAGGCUGCUUCAAAAUUAGCACAUUGCCUACAUGGAAAGCAUUUUUGGGUAGGAAAAAAAAGCAUGAAACCUGCAUGUAGAUAAUCACACACAUACAUGAGGGUUUCCAUGUUGGUUUGCUUUUUAAUGUGGAAGUGCUUUCCAUGGAAGAGGUGUGUUAUCCUUGAAGUUGCUCUAAAAUGCAGCCAGUGUUGUGAAUCUACAACACUAAUUUCAGAAAAAUUUUCAUCAGUGUUUUACUUGAACUUACAUGUAUGGCCAUCCUCUGGCUGGAACAUUUGCUUGCUUGCUUUUUUCUUUCUUUCUUUUUUUUCUUUUUUCUUUUUCUUUUUCUUUUCCUUUUUUUUUUUUUUUGCUUUCUUUUUUUGCUUGCUUUCUUUCUUUUGAUAUUAUGGCAUUUGCUGAGUUCCCAAAGCUUUAUUUCUUUUUCUUUUCUCUCUCUCCCCUCCCCCCCCACCUCUGCUAAGUUUGUAAAAUAAAAGGGACAGCUUUUUAUAUUUUUUCAUGACAAUUUGCAUAUAUAAUUACAGGCAUGGGCUGUAUAUUAUGAACUCCUAGACAUUAUAGUGUGUUUGAACAUAUACAGUAAAUCAGCACUACAUUUCAGUAACAGUAAUUCAGCUUUUAGUGCAAAAGUGAAAAUCAAACACGUAAAUGCCCAAGCUCACUUUAAAAAAUAAAUAAAUUUAAUCCCUUCCUUUUCAGGUACAACAGAAAACAAAAAUGACAAAUCUGUACUUUUUUCCUCCAGUGUGUGGUACAGUCUGAAAUACGAUGUGGGAAGCCUGACUUGUCAGAGUAUAUAGAAUGUAUUGAUCCAUGGACCUUAAAAGUUGAUUGUUUCAUUUCUCAUUCACGUUGACCUGUAAAACUGUCCGUACUGUUGUUUUCAUCACAAUGAUCUUCUGUAAGUGUGUUUCUGCCAACAAGAUCCUUGUGGCUGAUUAAAGUGUGCUCUCUGAUUUCUGCUGUAGAAAAGGAAUUUGUAUUAAAACAAAAAGGCUUAAUUUUCCCCUUGUUUAAAAUAUAUUGAUUGUGUGACCCCUCACCCUAAAGUUUGAACAAAUAUUUUAAGCAUUCAAAGAAAAAUCAGAAGAAAACAUGAUUGAAGGUGCACAUUAUAGCAGUAUAUUGGUAUAACAGCUGAAAAUGUUGUAUUGCUUGGUAGAAAAGGAACAGGUUACAGAGGAAGUUAGAUGACAAUAGCAAAUGCGUAUUUAGCAGCAUAAGCCGGUACAAUGUAUAAAGAAAUGUAUUCUGAAAUACAUUCUUUCUAUUCAUUUAGCACGAAUAAAUUGUUUGGUUUCACUUUG
This is a messenger RNA of Hemicordylus capensis (graceful crag lizard), 3204 nucleotides long. It is a transcript of the gene CCDC6, whose product is annotated as coiled-coil domain containing 6. The transcript is spliced from 9 exons. The coding region runs from base 336 to 1739 and encodes 467 amino acids. NCBI's taxonomy places the organism in Eukaryota, Metazoa, Chordata, Lepidosauria, Squamata, Cordylidae. The record is from RefSeq and is a predicted model, not a curated record.